This is a messenger RNA of Didymodactylos carnosus, 631 nucleotides long. The record is from the annotation of a GenBank genome assembly. NCBI's taxonomy places the organism in Eukaryota, Metazoa, Rotifera, Eurotatoria, Philodinida, Philodinidae.
UAUUGGCCAUAAUUAAACCAAAUCUUUCGGAACAACAAAUAGGUAGCACAACUUUACAUAUAUAUGAAUUACAGUUUUAUAAUUAUGAUUUUCUCAUUUGUUUCUUUUAGCUGAAAUCGAAGAACAAAUUAGAAAGUCUGGCUUUUUCAUCUUGGCGAAAAAGACAGAAAAACUAACACAGGAGAAUGCAGCACAGUUCUAUCAUAGUCAUCAUGGUAAAGACUAUUAUGAAGAAUUAAUAAAUUAUAUGACAAGUGGACCAUCAGAAAUAUUAGUAUUGUCGAAAGAAAAUGCUGUUGAGAGUUGGAAAGAAUUAAUGGGACCAGAAACUCCAAAACAGGCCAUGGAAACGGCACCAGUCAGUUUACGUGCAUUAUACGGUGUGGAUUUGGUACAUAAUGCUGUUGAUGGUUCUUCUGAUGUUGACCAAGCGAAAACUGAGAUUACACAACUUUUUGGAAAUAUUGAUACAAUUGAUGAAGAUGAAGAAAAUGUUAAUGAAGAAGAUCCUAUCAUAAUCACUGAAGAAAAUUUUGAAGAACUCACACGAGCUGCCACUACGAUCCAAAAACGUUAUAAACUGUUUAAAAAGAAAACAGAUAUUUCCUCUGAUGAAACCGUAGGAUAUUGA